UUAGCAUAUGGUUUUUUUUUAGAAAUUAAACUAUUUUUAACUUAAAUUUAUUUUUAAUUUAGUUUUUUUAAUUUGUUACUUUUAGAAAUAUCUAGGGUUAUUUUACUGUAAAAUUAGUCUAAACUUGAGAUGAAAAAUUUACGUAUGCACUCAAAAUAUGUUUAUAACAACAUAAUGCAAAAUCUGUGUCUUUUAUUAUAAAAAGCUCUAACUAAAAAAAUGUUCAAUUAUACUAAUUGGUGCCAAUAGAUUAAAACAGCCAAAAGUAACAACUCUAAGGGUGGUUUAAAAGUAUAAAGAUGACCAAAGUCUAUAUCUUGAAAGUAUGUAGUUUUUUAAGGUAUCCCAUCACAUUGUAUAAUUAAGGCACUUAGUGUGUAUUUUAACUUUCUGUUGUUUAUAUUGAGUGAGUAAUGAACUUUGCAGCCGUCGGUAACACAACAAAUUGUGCAGAGUUCAACUUCCACGCAGAUCCAGAGGCCGCUUAUAUUGUUCUUAACUCGGCAAUAAAGCACAAAGUGCUGAUACCGUGGGAAACUUGUUGUCAAGUUCCAUUUUCGUUGGACUGGCGAGAUAACGAGUUGGGAGCGUGCGAUAACAAGGCAAUCGAACUGAUGAACAGAGUAGAGCAGCCGUUGAGAUUGAAACCGACGUUUGUGGACUGGAUGCCAUGUGACCAGCUGGUUUCUGCUGUGCUGCUACAGCCGGAAGUGAUCACCGAAAGCGAGAUGACACAUCUCACAGUGGAGCUGCACGGGCAAUACACGCGCGGACAGGUCGUGCUCUGUCGCAAACACAUAUUGCCUCCAAACACUCUGCUCGUUAAAGAUAUCAACAAAGAGUUGUUUGCUCAGCUGUUGCUGAAGGUUCACAACCUCUGAUUAAGAUCACUUAUUGUGAUUGGAGUAAUGUGAUAUUUUUUACUGUUGGAAUACUCUAUAUUUUUAUCUGGGAAAUACUAUGUUAGGGAUGUUUGAAGCAGGCAAGCUCUUACACUUGGCUAUAAAAUGGCACAGUACCAAAUUGGGGGUUACUAUUAUAGUAACUUCUGGUAGCGAAUGUUUUAAAUCAAGACUACAGAAUCUGAAAGGAAUCGUUAAUAUAAGCCAAUAAUUUUUGUGGUAAUCACAUCAUAGUGCAGGCGAACUCAGUAUGUACAUUCUUUGUUUUUUUCGAUUUUCAAUUAAAUUUAUGGUUUCCAUGCAUAGCCAAAUACUAAACCAACAAUUUUUAUUGUAGUAGAUCAUGGAAUACAGGCCAUGAUUGUCAAUAGAUAAAUUUCUUUAUUCAUAAUCUUGGAGAUCAGAACGGUGUCCUAAUAUAUUAAGAUUUUUAAUUUGUUUUAAAGUUAAGAGAUACAUCUGGUAAAUAAAUAGUUCUUAUGUAUAAUAAGUGUAAAUCUUCUAAUUCGAAGGUCAAACAUAUAUUUCAAACUUACAAUUGACAAUAUUUAAAUAGGUUACUACAAACUUCAGUCAGCAAUGAAGAAACAAAGUUGUGUGAACCUAUUUAUGUUGCAAUAUUAUUAUCGAACCAGUACAUGAAUUAAUUUAUUUUCUGCACUAGGGUGUCAUAUUCAUCAAUAAAUAAAACUAAUGAAACUGCAUGACAAAGUUUUUUUAGUUAAAUUUUUUUAAAGUUUGUAUCCCUGAUUCUGCGUGAAGCACAAACCAAGCCUGUCUAAACAUGCC
Molecule: messenger RNA, 1691 nt
Organism: Homalodisca vitripennis (glassy-winged sharpshooter)
Lineage: Eukaryota; Metazoa; Arthropoda; Insecta; Hemiptera; Cicadellidae
Exons: 2
Coding region: 414-881 (155 amino acids)
Molecular function (GO): hydrolase activity, hydrolyzing N-glycosyl compounds
Source: RefSeq, a predicted model, not a curated record